Molecule: messenger RNA, 1957 nt
Organism: Nicotiana tabacum (common tobacco)
Lineage: Eukaryota; Viridiplantae; Streptophyta; Magnoliopsida; Solanales; Solanaceae
Source: RefSeq, a predicted model, not a curated record
GCUUGAUUGCCUCUUACUUCCCUUUUAUAAUUCCCUUUUUCUAUGGUCCUCCUCUUUCCUCUAUUUUGAUCUCACCCCCCCCCACCCCCCAAACUCAAGAUUUGAAGCCUACGUGCACACCCUUAUACUGACAUCACCUUUUCCUGUUCUAAUCAAAUUCAUCUCCUACACUGUCCACUUCCACGUGAUACGGGUAGAGGUAAAACAAUUCAAUCUGUCAGAGGCUAAAGGAUUUCAGAUUUGAAGAGCAUAGUCAAAAUGCCAAUGGAGAAUGCUGAGCUUACUACAGAGCAGGUUUUGAGCAGGGAUAUCCCAUGGGAGACAUACAUGGCCACAAAGCUGAUCACAGGAACAGAUUUUCAGCUGUUGAGACGCUAUGACAAAAAGGCAGAAAGUUACAAAGCCCAGUUGUUGGAUGAUGACGGUCGAGGUUAUGUCCGCGUCUUUGUUACCAUAUUACAUGACGUCUUCAAGGAAGAAACCGUGGAGUAUGUUUUGGCUUUGAUUGAUGAAAUGCUUACAGCUAACCCGAAAAGAGCAAGACUAUUCCAUGAUAACAGUCUUGAAGAUGAAGAUACCUAUGAGCCUUUCCUCAGAUUGCUCUGGAAAGGUAAUUGGUUCAUACAAGAGAAGAGCUGUAAGAUUCUGUCUUUGAUAGUGAGUGCCAGGCCAAAAGUUCAGAAUGGUGUUGAUGCUAAUGGAGACGCGUCAGGUUCAAAGAAGAAACUCACUACCAUCGAAGAUGUUCUGACCGGCCUGGUUGAUUGGCUUUGUGCACAGGUUUGUGUGGGAAAGAAGCUUUUUGGAGUUUUAGUUUCUUUUUUGGGGGCCAGGGGGGNCCUAGCAACUCUGUUGAAGGAGCCAGUGAUUCGAUCUUCAUUUGUUCGAGCCGAUGGAGUGAAGUUGCUUGUUCCUUUAAUUACACCAGCAUCAACGCAGCAGUCUAUCCAGCUUCUCUACGAGACAUGUCUAUGUGUCUGGCUAUUGUCUUACUAUGAACCUGCAAUAGAGUACUUAGCUACUUCAAGGGCGCUCCCUCGAUUGAUAGAAGUUGUUAAAGGUUCAACAAAGGAGAAGGUCGUACGGGUCGUCAUCUUGACUCUUCGGAAUUUGCUUUCCAAAGGAUCAUUUAGUAUUCUGAUGGUAGACUUGGGAGUGCUGCAGAUUGUUCAGAGCUUGAAAGCGCAGGCUUGGAGUGAUGAGGAUCUUUUGGAUGCUCUGAAUCAACUAGAAGAAGGAUUGAAGGAUAACAUCAAAAAGCUGAGUUCGUUUGAUAAGUACAAGCAAGAAGUCCUUCUAGGCCAUCUUGAUUGGUCUCCGAUGCACAAAGAUCCUAUAUUCUGGCGCGAAAACAUAAAUAGUUUUGAGGAGAAUGAUUUCCAGAUCCUGAGGGUGCUCAUUACAAUUUUGGACACAUCAAGUGAUCCAAGGACACUUGCUGUUGCUUGCUAUGAUCUAUCACAGUUCAUUCAGUGCCAUUCUGCUGGGCGAAUCAUAGUGAAUGACCUCAAAGCUAAGGAGCGCGUAAUGAAACUGUUGAACCACGAGAAUGCAGAGGUCACAAAAAAUGCCUUACUCUGUAUCCAAAGGCUUUUCCUAGGUGCCAAGUAUGCUAGCUUUUUGCAGGUUUAAUUCUCGUCGAAGGGUUUCAUUGUUCAGACGAUGAAAACUAGACAUAUCUUGUUAUUUCAUUGGAACACAAGGAGUUUGGUCGUGUUCGUGUUCGUGUUAAUUUAUUUGUUGUAUCAGUAUUCGAGUAUUGUAUCUAAGGCGUCCUCCGGAUGAGAUUCUCAUUCCAAAUAAUGUUUACGAGUUAUUUUAUUUCUCCCUCCAAUAAAAGAAAGUUUGUAUCGAUUUGUUUAUCGAACAAGGGAAUUGUUUUGUGAUAUAUGCUAUCUGGAAAUUGUCCAUCAAACAACUUAUUAAUGUGAAAUUUUUGCAGUUUGAGUCUGUAUUA